This is a messenger RNA of Aedes aegypti (yellow fever mosquito), 5929 nucleotides long. It is a transcript of the gene Nos, whose product is annotated as nitric oxide synthase. Gene Ontology annotation, biological process: nitric oxide biosynthetic process. Lineage: Eukaryota; Metazoa; Arthropoda; Insecta; Diptera; Culicidae. The coding region runs from base 1440 to 5474 and encodes 1344 amino acids. The transcript has 22 exons. The record is from RefSeq and is a predicted model, not a curated record. Gene Ontology annotation, molecular function: FMN binding; heme binding; flavin adenine dinucleotide binding.
GGUAGCGUUCACAUCGCGACUUGGAAGAAGAAAUCGUGGUAAAAGUGCUCUCUGGAUGUUGAAGCUUUCUGGCUAAGGACUGUUGGUUUUUUGGUGAAUGGUCCUUCUUGAAGUGAUAGUUCUUUUUUGUUGAAUUGGAAUAGCCUUGUGCAAAGUGAAGGUUUAAAGCUUGAAUUUUCAUCUUGUGGUUGAAAGUUUAAAGUGGGAUGGUCAUAACUCAAAGAAAGUUUGAAAUUUAUCAACUGAAUAAAGUGGUUUUUCAGUGCAUCUGGAAUUUAAGUAGUGUGAAUUAACGAUUGCCUAAAUUUCUAUCAGUAAUAAAAGUUCUAAGCUGUAAAAUAAGUGAAACAUUCUCGAGGAAAACCGCUCGAAGGAAAACGGGCUAACAGGCUAGGACGAAGAAAUCAAAGAGAAAGUAAGUGGGUGUAAAAGUGCGAACAAAUCAUUGAAUCGUUUACGACUCGAGGGGCUAAAAGUGGGUCCUCUCGAAAGAAGACAAAAGUACAAUUAAUGAGUUAACUUUGGUGCUUGCGACGGAUGGUGUCAGCAGAACCUGUGUCGAGUGCGGUUCGUUGGGUUUGUUGGGUGUGAUAUUCUGCGGGCAACUGUUUAUGAGAAAAUACGAGACUGUGGUUUUGCUAGUGCGUCGGCAAGUGGUGAAAAAGUGGAAAGAAAAGUGAACAAUUUGUUGACAAUUACGAGCGGUGAUUGUGGGGCUCGGUUGUUGAAUGUGCUCAGUGAUUCAGAAGGCCAACGGCUAUUCGUGAAUUUUGUACUGGAAGUUUUGUGCCGAACUGCGAAUAGCGAACCGAAACAGCUGCGGACCUUGAAAAGAUCAACUGCCUCAAGCGGAAGUGCAACACGUCGCACAAACUGAUUGCCCAUCAUAUCGCCACAUCGUCAAGCCAUUCUGCGUUGUAUCCUGCCGACGACGGAAGCGGAACCAAUUGAAAGUGUCAUCGGUAGUAAUUAAAAGUGAUUGAAGUGAGUCGUUGCGCUGAUUGAAAGCAAAAAACAAGGAUCUCAUCGCGCGUGAGUGAGUGUUCUUAUGUGCACCUGCAUCCGUGGCGUGCCGUUUCUCGGUAGACAGCAGUGUUGCCAUAUUUGAAUCUGUAUUUUGAGGUUAAAAAUUUGUUAUCGUCUGUACGAAUAAUUUUGACAAAAGAUAUAUGCAUACAAUCUGUAUGAUUUUCAGAAAUUCGUCAUGAAUACCUGUGCAUACAGAACUUUGUGUGAGUAUCAAUGAAAAAAUAGUAUAAUUGCAGAAAAAUAUGUAUAUGUGCCAUCACUGAUAGACAGUGAAGUGAAAUCAACUGCGUAGUGUAAAUUUGGAAGCGCACGACUGGGGAGACGGGAAGGAUUUUAUUGGCACUCCAAACUGAAGAGGUGUGCUGCAGUGAGUGCACAUUGAUGUGAAUGAUCGACGAAGGUGCUACAAAAUGAUGUCACAGCACUUGAAUUCGAUGUUGGAGCAUCUGAAAAUGGGCUCGCUGAUGAGCAAAGGCCAGCGGAGCAAUGCGGGUAACGGAAGCGUCACCAAUCACAUCGGUAAUGGCUUCAACAACAACAUCAGUACGGGUACAAACAAUAACAACAACAACAGCGUGACGAGCAUACAAUCGCCGGAUAACAACGGAUCGGUGGUUGAUGGAUCGACAAUGUUCCACGAACCUCGUGUCGACGGGGUCAAGACGAUGAUGGGCUCGAAAAUUACCCCGACCAGCGUCACCGAUCAAGUGGCCAAUAAUCAGCAGAGUAAAUCUAAUAACACGCUAACGGAAGGAGCGACGAUGAGUACGACGGGACACAGCAAGUAUGACCCUUCUCGUAAACGAUGCAGCAUCUCGGUGCACAGUCAGCAUAAUCACCCGGGGGGAGGAGGGGGAAGCAGCAGUAACUCCAAUGGAGAUGCCAUCAGACCGGGUGGGGGUGGCUUCCGUGAACUAUCGCCCCAAUCGCUGCGAAUACACCGGAAAUCCUCGCAUGACAUUCGCAUCCUGGGAGCGGACGGCGAGAUGCUGAUGGUGCACGAGGGCACAGGCAAGAUGCCAACCGUGGUGAAACCGAUCAAACUGAAGAGCAUCACUACCAAGGCUGAGUCGUACGACACGCUGCACGGGCGGGCCACUGAUGUGAUGCAUUGCUCCAGGGAGGUCUGCAUGGGUAGCGUGAUGCUUCCGAACAUCGUCGGAACCGAACCAAGAAAACCGGAUAUCGUACUGCAGCACGCCAAGGAGUUCCUGGAUCAGUACUAUUCGUCCAUUAGAAGGCUAAAAUCACCCGCCCACGAAUCCCGCUGGCAGCAGGUGCAGAAGGAGGUCGAUUCCACCGGGUCCUACCAGCUGACCGAGACGGAGCUGAUCUACGGGGCGAAGCUGGCGUGGCGAAACUCCUCGCGCUGCAUCGGACGGAUCCAGUGGAGCAAGCUACAGGUUUUCGACUGCCGUUACGUUACGACCACCAGCGGAAUGUUUGAAGCAAUUUGCAAUCACAUCAAGUAUGCUACCAAUAAGGGAAACCUCAGAUCAGCGAUAACGAUAUUUCCUCAACGAACGGACGGCACGCAUGACUACCGCAUCUGGAACGCCCAGCUAAUCUCCUACGCCGGCUACAAGGGCCAGGACGGGAAAAUUGUCGGCGACCCGAUGAAUGUCGAGUUCACUGAUUUCUGCAUCAAACUGGGAUGGAAAAGCAAAGGAACCGAAUGGGACAUUUUGCCGGUGGUGGUUUCGGCCAAUGGCCACGACCCGGACUACUUCGACUACCCCUCGGAGCUAAUACUGGAAGUGCCCUUCAGUCACCCUCAGUACAAGUGGUUUGCCGAAAUGGGCUUACGGUGGUACGCUCUUCCGGCCGUCUCAGGAAUGCUGUUCGACUGUGGGGGUAUUCAGUUUACGGCAACGUCCUUCAGCGGGUGGUACAUGUCUACGGAAAUCGGGUGUCGAAAUCUUUGUGAUAUCAACCGGAGGAAUCUGCUAGAGCCCAUCGCUGUGAAAAUGGGUCUGGACACGCGGAACCCAACCUCGCUGUGGAAGGACAAGACCCUGGUGGAAAUCAAUAUCGCAGUGCUGCACUCGUUCCAGAGCCGAAACAUCACCAUCGUGGACCAUCACACGGCCAGCGAGAGCUUUAUGAAGCAUUAUGAAAACGAAACCAAACUGAGGAACGGCUGCCCAGCGGACUGGGUUUGGAUUGUGCCGCCAAUGUCUGCCUCCGCGACGCCCGUUUUUCACCAAGAGAUGGCCCUCUAUUAUCUCCGACCGUCGUUCGAGUACCAGGAAUCUGCACUCAAAACGCACAUUUGGAAGAAGGGACGAGAUUCAUCGAAGAAUAAGAAGCCUCGAAGGAAGUUCAACUUUAAACAAAUUGCCAGAGCCGUCAAAUUUACAUCGAAAUUGUUCGGACGGGCCCUUUCAAGACGGAUCAAGGCGACGGUCCUGUAUGCAACCGAAACCGGACGCUCGGAGCAGUAUGCAAAGCAACUGGUGGAACUGCUCGGACAUGCAUUCAAUGCACAGAUCUACUGCAUGUCAGACUACGACAUCUCGUCGAUAGAGCACGAGGCGCUCCUUCUAGUCGUGGCAUCCACUUUCGGCAACGGAGACCCCCCGGAAAAUGGCGAGCUCUUCGCCCAGGAUCUGUACGCGAUGAAACUGCACGAAGGUGGCCAUAAUCAGGCUCAUAGUGAGCUCAGUAUUGCUGCCUCGUCGAAAUCGUUCAUCAAAGCCAACUCCCGCAGCGAUAUGGGCAAACUUGGACAGAACAAUCGAAAAAUCGACCGACUGGACUCGCUGCGGGGAUCUACCACAGACACCCUUUCGGAGGAGACCUUUGGACCGCUGUCCAACGUGAGGUUCGCAGUGUUUGCUCUGGGGUCGUCUGCGUAUCCGAACUUUUGCGCCUAUGGGAAGUAUAUCGAUAACAUUCUCGGGGAGUUGGGCGGCGAAAGACUAAUGAAGAUGGCCACCGGGGACGAGAUUUGCGGUCAAGAGCAGGCUUUUAGGAAAUGGGCACCGGAAGUGUUUAAGAUUGCAUGCGAAACGUUCUGCUUGGACCCGGAGGAAACCCUUUCUGAUGCAGCAUUUGCCCUACAGAGCGAGCUAUCGGAAAACACAGUCCGCUUCGCCCCGGUCAACGAAUACGAACGGCUGGACGUGGCGCUAUCCAAAUUCCACAACAAAAAGGCAACCGAGUGCACGCUGAAGCGGAAGGCAUUGAAUCUGCACGAGGGCACCAACGGUAGCGAGCGGUCCACCAUUCUGGUGGAGAUUGUUGCGGAAGGGAUUGCUUACGAACCUGGUGAUCAUGUAGGCAUCUUCCCAGCCAACAGACCUGAAAUCGUUGACGGCAUCAUAGAACGUCUAUCUGGUGUGGAUAACCCUGACGAGAUUCUUCAACUGCAAGUCCUGAAGGAAAAACAAACGCAAAAUGGAGUCUACAAAUCAUGGGAACAGCACGAACGUCUUCCGAUAUGUUCCCUUCGAACAUUACUUUCUCGAUUCUUGGACAUCACGACACCUCCUUCGCGACAACUUCUAACAUUCCUGGCCACAUGCUGCGAUGACAAGAAGGACGAAGAGCGUCUACUAAUGUUGGCAAAUGAGUCAUCGGUCUACGAAGAUUGGCGCUACUGGAAGCUUCCCCAUCUGCUAGAAGUGCUGGAAGAGUUUCCAUCAUGUAAGCCCCCGGCGACUGUUUUGGUGGCUCAGCUAAACGCUCUGCAACCAAGAUUCUACUCAAUCUCCUCUUCACCCCGAAAGUAUUCCAACGAAAUCCACCUCACGGUAGCCAUUGUCAGUUAUCGAGCGGAAGACGGUGAAGGAGCCGAACACUACGGAGUCUGUUCCAACUAUCUGGCCAAUUUGGACGGAGAGGAUAAAAUGUUUCUGUUUGUGAGGAGUGCUUCCUCGUUCCACAUGUCCAAGGAUCCGAGCAGGCCGGUGAUUUUGAUCGGACCGGGAACGGGAAUUGCACCGUUCCGAUCGUUCUGGCAAGAAUGGAGCACCAUCAAACAAGCGUUGCCCGAAUCGGAGAUUCCAAAAGUGUGGCUCUUUUUCGGUUGCCGGACAAAGAAGGUUGAUCUAUACCGCGACGAAAAAGAAGAGAUGGUUCAACACGGCAUUCUGGAUCGUGUAUUUUUGGCUCUUUCCCGAGAAGAGAAUGUUCCCAAGACCUACGUCCAGGACCUGGCCCUCAAAGAGUCGGACUCGAUCUUCGAGCUGAUCUGGAAUGAAAAGGCGCACAUCUACGUCUGCGGUGAUGUCACGAUGGCCGAGCACGUGUACCAGACGCUGAGGCGCAUUCUUGCCACCAAAUUGAACAAAACCGAAUCGGAGAUGGAGAAAUACAUGCUGUCACUGAGGGACGAAAACCGCUACCAUGAAGACAUCUUCGGAAUCACCUUGCGGACGGCGGAAGUGCACAACAAGUCACGUGCCACGGCCCGUAUUCGGAUGGCAUCGCAGCCGUCGUAAUUUGUUGCAAGUGUUCUUUCGAAAUAAACAAGGCGGGUGGUUCAAGAAUGAACGACAUUUAACAAAUUAUGUUCUCUAAAGUUGGAAGUAUUCAAGGUAAAUAAAAAAAACAGCAGUCUUGAAACAGUUCUUCUAGUUACCAACUAUGAACACCAACUAGUAAACCUUUGAAACAUUUGUUUUCAAUUUUACUAAAUUGAGCGUAUUGACCGGUUAUAAUCAAGCUAUUAACUUAGAUGUACUUAACAGCAUCUCUAAAAAAACUUAAUUUUACAAGUUUAUUCCACUAUAUAUCCUCUAAUUUAUCAAAGCACCAAAGUUAGAAACAAUUUUUACGUGCACAAAUCUUAAAACUUCACAUUAACAGAUGAUCAAAUAUCGUCAAAACUAACAAUUGAAAAAAUAACUGUACGAAAAAGUUAACGAAGAAAGAAGUGGCGACAGUAUUUCAUAAU